AUGUGGACCACUGACACAUCAAUACUAACUCCACUUGAACAUCUGGACGCCUUUCCCCUCCAAAGAACCUCUGCCAGUUUUGGUCUGGAUCUUUGGCGGUGGCUACUACAGAUCCUCGCGGGGCGGGAGAAGGUCGUGGUGGUUUCGGUGCAGUACAGACUGGGCGCUCUGGGAUUCCUCUGUCUGCAACAGGCUAAGCAAAGCGAACAACGGUUGGCGGCCUGCAAUAUGGGCCUGCUGGAUCAACAGAUGGCGCUGAAGUGGGUGAGUAAGAACAUAGGGGCAUUCGGAGGUGACCCAAAAAGAGUGACACUUUUCGGAGAGUCGGCCGGCAGCGCAAGCGUCAGUUUACACUACCUCUCGCCGGAUUCCAGACCCCUCUUCUCCCAGAUGAUUAUGCAGAGUGCCAGCAUGUUCAACCGAUGGGCGCUAGUUGCAUCAGAUGUGGCCAACGAGCGAAGCGCUGCGUUUUCCAAAGCCUGUGGAUGUGAGGAGGAAUCAUUGGCGGAGCAGGUGGCAUGCCUUCAAAGACUCCAACCAGCUGAGCUCGUAGAUAAGGCUGGGGCAGUGUAUGCGGCAAGAGAAAAGAGACGUGGAGCUCGUUUGGCUGAAAUGUCGCCACCCGUGGAUGCCUCGAUGUACGCAGAUUCUGCGAUAUACGCCUCAUUUGAAUUUGCACCAACAGUUGACGGUCUCUUCCUGCCCGACUGUCCAGAAAACCUUCUUACUCAAAUGGCCCUUCAUCCGACGGGCUCUACACCACCCAGGUUGUUGAUAGGCACAAUGGCCAACGAGGGCAUGUACUGGCUCCUUUAUGGGCUUGGGUUGAAGAAUGUGCAAUUUCUCAGUGAAAAUGGCACAGUGUCCUUGCCAGAUGAAAUUACGUUUCAAGGCGCAAACUUUGAUAUAUACAGUCUACUGACAGCA
Messenger RNA from Dibothriocephalus latus, 927 nucleotides. The record is from the annotation of a GenBank genome assembly. Lineage: Eukaryota; Metazoa; Platyhelminthes; Cestoda; Diphyllobothriidea; Diphyllobothriidae.